Messenger RNA from Plasmodium vinckei vinckei, 1629 nucleotides. Its product is annotated as tRNA pseudouridine synthase, putative. The transcript has a single exon. Gene Ontology annotation, molecular function: RNA binding; pseudouridine synthase activity. Gene Ontology annotation, biological process: tRNA pseudouridine synthesis. Bases 1 to 1629 code for a protein of 542 amino acids. Lineage: Eukaryota; Apicomplexa; Aconoidasida; Haemosporida; Plasmodiidae. The record is from RefSeq and is a predicted model, not a curated record.
AUGAAAAAAUAUUUUUUUGUCAUUUUGUGUAUAUUUUCACAACUUAGUAAUAUAUACAACAUAAAGAUAUUUGAAAAAAAAAAAAAUUAUAUAAAUAAUUUUGAAAUUGGAAAUAUAAAAAGGAAUUAUAAUUUUGUUAAUUAUACUAAUAUGUUAUAUGAUACGAAAAAAAAUAAAAUAAAAUUAUAUACUCAAAAUAAGAUAAAUGAAAAUAAUAAUAAAAUAUCAGGUUGUGAAAAAUUAACAAAUAUAAUUUUAAUUAUUGAUUAUGAUGGAACACAUUAUAAUGGAUGGACUGGCAUUGAAAAUUGUAGUCCCGUUUAUUUAAAUGCUCUUAAUGGAUUUAAAAAUGUAAAAAAUUCAAAUAUUUCUAAAGACACACCUCUAGAACAAAUAGAAGAAGAUAGUGACACAAGUUGCAAUAGUCUAAAAAAAAAAAAUGAAAAUAAAUAUAAUACUGUGCAAAAUUGUCUGCUUAAUUGUUUAUUAAAAAUACAUGGAUAUGGGGAUAAUCCAAAUAUUAUUAUUGAUCAAAAAGAAACGGAUUUCAAACCCUUUGAAUUCAUAGGUGUUAGUAGAACAGAUAAAGGUGUACAUGCUAAAGAAUAUGUUUGUCAAUAUAUCUCAUAUAAAAAACGACCACCAUUUAAUGGAAAUUUAGAAAAAAUUAAAUUAUCUUUAAAUCAUUUAUUAAAUAAAGAUAUAAAAGUUUUAGGAAUCUUUAAUGCACCUUUUAAUAGUUUUAAUGUACGGUUUCAUAAUUUAGGGAAAAUAUAUACAUACAAUAUUGAUCUUAGAAAACCUUCACAACCUUUAGAAAAAAAUUUCUCUUGGCAAUUAUAUGAUGAUCCACGAUUUUCAUUUCUUUUGAAAAAUAAAUUAACAAAAUAUAAAACAUGUCUAAAAGGGAAUCAAAAAAAUUCAAACAAAAAUUUAUAUGACACAAAUUUAACUUCCCUUUUUGAUCAGAAUCAUAAUAAUAUGGACAGGGUCGAUUGCGACAGUUUUCCUACUUCCAGCUCAAACGACGACGAUGAAAACAGUUUGGAGACUGACACUGUUGAAGAAGAACAAGACAACUUUGAACAUGCUGAACGAAAUUCUAACGACUUAAUUAUUAAAGAACAAAUUGAAGAUAUCAUAAAAAAAGAAAAAGAAAAAAACGGACCAGAUAAAAUAAUACAUUCAUUAAAUAUAAUAAAUGGAAAAAAUGAAUUUAAAUCUUCUAUUUUAUGUGAUAUAGAUAAAAUUAAAGAAUGUUCAAAACUAUUUAUAGGGUAUCAUAAUUUUGAAUGUUUUAGAGGAACACUUAAAGGAACAGAAAAACAAAGAACUAUAAAUACUUUUUGUAAUAUACAUUUUUUAGAUAUAUAUAAAUUAAAAGAUAACUUAUAUCAAUUUGUAAUUCAAGGUGAUCGAUUUUUAUAUCAUAUGAUUAGAAUAAUUGUUGGAGUUUUAAUACAAGUAGGUGUUGGCAUUUUAAACAUUCAAGACGUUAAAGAUGCUUUAUAUAAUUGCAAACCACUUAGAGUUAAAUUAUGUGCACCUCCUCAAGGCCUAUGUUUAAAAAAAAUAUUAUUCCCACCAGAAAUUGAGACUCUCGUAAAUUCAGCAAUCUUCCCGGAAUAA